Molecule: messenger RNA, 1325 nt
Organism: Ceraceosorus guamensis
Lineage: Eukaryota; Fungi; Basidiomycota; Exobasidiomycetes; Ceraceosorales; Ceraceosoraceae
Exons: 6
Coding region: 1-1296 (431 amino acids)
Source: RefSeq, a predicted model, not a curated record
AUGUCCAGUGUUGCAGCCAGCGCAAGCGCAAGUCUGAACCCUCUAAGCAUCGACGUGCAGAAUAAGUGGAGCGACGAGCUCAACUUGGCCAUGCACGACAAUGACUCUGGGCGCUUCACUCGUCUAGAGGAGCUCGAAACUGCGCACAGAGAGGCUGAGUACGACAGAGGUGUGGCAGAAGAGCGCGUUAGAGCCAGCGAAAGGGCACGCCAGCGCUUGUCCUUCAUCCAAAUCCGACGUGAUCUUUCUACUGCUGCAGCUGCUGGGCUGACCAUCCCAGACGAGAGCACUGGAUACUGGCUCGAAGCGCGUAACAGCGAGCGCAGCAAAGUCAACAGCCAAAUGUUCUCGGCGCUCUUCGAACGUAUCAAAGAUGUUGCUCCAGAGCAGCUGAAGCAAGCUUGUGCCGAUGUUGAAAGGGAAUUCGGCAUCGAGCGUGCGCCAAAAGACUCUGAAGUCCAAGCAGAGACCAACCAUAAGAGCAAGACCAGACGAGGCAAGAAACGCCCUCGCCUUGCAAAAAGCCCAAGUCCAUUUCCAACUCAGAAGUUGGCAGAUUCGGAGGCGGGCGACCGUACUCACGCACAAGAACGUCAAUCAAGCAUAGGAAAGAAGGCAGAAGACUCAGUGACACGUCCUCUAGAUCUCCAUUCCGUUCACUCUCGGGCAGCACGUGGAGCAAGCUCUUACCACGCAUCGGAGCUUCGCAGCGGCACCAGGUGGUCUGAGGCUGGCUCCUCUUCAGCGCCUCUCGACAAACUUGACUCUUCAUCUCGCUCGUUGGACGCGGCAACUUCGACACCCAUAUCGAGACGCGUAGCACUCCAAAUGCAGUCAGCGACGUCAGCCUCUCUACGAUCCUACGCCGGCAUGGCUGCCUCGCCACCCGCACUCGAGAAUUCAAGUUUCAAGCAGCAUUUGCAAUCUCCACGAGGCAACGGGGACCCUUCCUCUCCUCAGCACGGGUCUUCACUGGCUACAUGCAGCUCCUCUACCGAGCUCGACGUGGACAAGGAUGAGGAUCUUGUGGGCCUAGGUGUACAGCUGGGUAUUUCGUAUUUUUGCACCCUCGACAAUAUCAGAUAUGAGAGCCUGAUAUCCUUUGGUGUGAGGCAAUUCAGCGUUCGCUCUUGUUCGAUGCUGGAUACGGAGGUUUACCCGGACUCUGACCCUGCGAAGAAGGAGUCGGGUGCUAAGCAGGCCAUGAAGCCUCAGUCAUACUCAAAGCACGGCAACCUCUCAAUUUGUUCCUUUCCGAAUACUCCGAGAACCUGGCUCACCACGUGGAUGUCGUAGGCCCUCGGGAAAAUCGUGCCUGUCCACCA